This is a messenger RNA of Staurois parvus, 351 nucleotides long. NCBI's taxonomy places the organism in Eukaryota, Metazoa, Chordata, Amphibia, Anura, Ranidae. The record is from the annotation of a GenBank genome assembly.
CCAUAGCUGAAAUACGCGACUUUGCAUUUCCGGGUAGAUCACCGAGUAUUACCGACAGGGGGAGAGACCUGUGUAUAAACACAGAUCUCUCCUCUGUCAGCUCCUGCACACUGCCUUGUAUGGCUCUGCAUAGCCGAGCCAGUAUAAAGCACACACAGCCCACAUAGUAAAACAGCACACAGCUAAACCCUUUGAUUGCCCCAGAUGUUAACCCCUUCCUGCCCAGUGCCAUUAGUACAGUGUCAGUGCUUUUCAUUAGCACUGAUCACUGUAUUGGUGUCACUGGGGAUGUCAGUGACACUAAGUCAGUUCCCCCCAGUGUCAGAAUGUCUGCUGCAGUCCCACAAUAGG